AUGAAUCACGGAGACUUCCAAAUUGAGCGUUGUCCCUUGUCUUAUAGGACCGAUGUGCCAGCAAGGGUCAUAGAAAUAGAGGCCAUCGAGGAGCAGUGGCGGACAGAAUCUGCGGAGCUGGUGACGGCUGUUGGGCGUCUUCAAGAUGAAAACAAGCGUCUCAGGCGGACCAUCAAUGCUCCUGCCGAUGGUACAAGCGCCCCACCGUCCCCCGCCCGGGAGCACGACCAAGAAGUCCUGUCCAGGCUCUCCAGCACGGCGGAGAAGCAGCGAGCGACCCUCCGCCACCAGGAGUCGCAGCUGCAGGAGAAGCAGCAGGUUAUUGAUGGGUUGACAAGUCAAGUCGAGAAGUUGGCACAAGUCAGCCGAGACCUCCGACGUAAACACAAGCAGCUACAAAAUCAGAUGCGCUUAGUAUGCGAGGAGCGCUCGGAACUUACGGCCAUAGUGCAGUCCCAGCAACGGGACAUCGCCACACUACAGCAGGUCAAUGUACAGAACCAGAAGUGCAAAACAUGCGGUGCGCCCACUCCUGACGGUGGCGAUGAGACAGAUCAAGCGUCUAACCGGACCUUUAGCGAGCACGAGCUGCUGGCCAUACUGCAGGAAAGGAACGAGCUCAAGCUGAAGCUCAACCGGGCUGAAGAGCAGCUGCAGGCGCUGCAGGUGGAGCCACAACAAGACAGGUUAGUUAAAGAUAUGCGCUUAGUAUGCGAGGAGCGCUCGGAACUUACGGCCAUAGUGCAGUCCCAGCAACGGGACAUCGCCACACUACAGCAGGUCAAUGUACAGAACCAGAAGUGCAAAACAUGCGGUGCGCCCACUCCGGACGGUGGUGAUGAGACAGAUCAAGCGUCUAACCGGACCUUUAGCGAGCACGAGCUCCUGGCCAUACUGCAGGAGAGGAACGAGCUCAAGCUGAAGCUCAACCGCGCCGAGGAGCAGCUGCAGGCGUUGCAGGUGGAGCCACAACAAGACAGCGGCUCAGACACGUCUCCCUCCAUGAGCACGGUGGCCAGUACAGCGGAGGAAGACGAGGCACCAGUCCAGGGUCCGCUACCGGCCGAACCAGACGACGCCCCGUGGAAGAGAAACAGCGGGAUUAGGAAGUUCGGCUCAGACACGUCUCCCUCCAUGAGUACGGUGGCCAGUACAGCGGAGGAGGACGAGGCACCAGUCCAAGGUCCGUUACCGGCCGAGCCAGAUGACGCCCCGUGGAAGAGAAACAGCGGGAUUAGGAAGUUUUUUCGCAAGCUCUUUGUUGAGUCUGAUAUCACCGUGGGAUCGUUCCCGCGCCGCUCGCUUAACUCGUUCGCCAGCAAGAUGUCCGCGCCCGGUGGCCCCCCCACCGCCCCCGCGUAGGCACUCCGACCCCUCCGCCCCCACCGCCGACCCCCCCACCACACGCGUGCCCCCCCACACCCCCCACAAACUG
Molecule: messenger RNA, 1435 nt
Organism: Ostrinia furnacalis (Asian corn borer)
Lineage: Eukaryota; Metazoa; Arthropoda; Insecta; Lepidoptera; Crambidae
Product: RILP-like protein homolog
Exons: 11
Coding region: 1-1362 (453 amino acids)
Biological process (GO): cilium assembly
Cellular component (GO): ciliary basal body; cytoplasm
Molecular function (GO): dynein light intermediate chain binding; small GTPase binding
Source: RefSeq, a predicted model, not a curated record